Catharus ustulatus (Swainson's thrush) is the source of this 1595-nucleotide messenger RNA. Its product is annotated as cobalamin binding intrinsic factor-like. Lineage: Eukaryota; Metazoa; Chordata; Aves; Passeriformes; Turdidae. Gene Ontology annotation, biological process: cobalamin transport. Gene Ontology annotation, molecular function: cobalamin binding. The record is from RefSeq and is a predicted model, not a curated record.
AUGGUUUACAGCAUCGGGGUCCUGCUGGCCCUGGCAAGUGCCAUGGUCACGCAGGGCUGCGGUGAGUGUCACUCCUCCUGCAGCGGCAGCGCAGACAGACCGGUGACACUGCAGGGCGACGAGUGGAAGAUGCACAGGGCUCCUGCUGACCUGCCCUCAGUGGCACAGGGGUGCCAGGCUGCAGGGGCCCACCACCACCUGAUCCACGAGCUGCUGCACCGCAUGGAGAAAUCUGUCAAGUUUGAUGAACCACCAAAUCCCAGCAUCCUGCUGGCCAUGAACCUGGCUGGAGCCACCCAUGGCCAUGUCGACAGCUGGCUGCUCCAGGAGAUAAAGAAGGAUGCAGUGGAGAGAGCCCAGACAGACAUGAAGUCAGGAGAGGUGGCUCUGUACGUCCUCGCCCUCCUCUCCUCCUGCCAGGACCCCCAUUGUGUCCAUGCCAUGGGGAAGACUGUCAACCUGAUCCCCAUCCUGAAGCAGAAAAUGAACGAGGAGAUCAGCAGAAAUGUGAUCACCUGGUACAGUGAGAGCCUGGACAUCCUGGCCCUGUGCCUGGUGAAGGAAUAUGACAUCCAAGAGGCAGUCGAGGCUGUGGCUGAGGAGCUGCAGAAGUGUAGGAGUUCCGUCUGUGUGGACACCCAGGCCAUGGUGGUCCUGGCGCUGGUGUGCGCCUACAACCACACAGAGAAGCGGGAUCUGAUCCGUGACGCGCUAAAGGCGGUGACCAACCAUUUCCUGGAUGAGCAAGAGAGCAACAAUGGCACGAUCGGGAAUAUCUACAGCAUGGGGCUGGCCCUGCAGGCUCUGGAGGACUCAAGUGAGUUUUACGCCCCUCGGAAGUGGGACCGUGCCCAGGCCUUCAACGUGGUCUACAACCAUGACUACCACCAGCCCAUGGCCAUAGCCCAGGUGCUGCCUGCCCUGGUGAACAAGUCGUACCUGCACGCAGGUGGGUGGGGCUGUGCUGCCAACGGAAUGGCCCCGAGCCAACAGCUGCCCCUGUCACCAUUGCCGGGGACAAUCGGGCUACCCACAGCUCCCAUCACGGUGCAGUUCUCCAUCACCAGCACGAUGAAGAAUUACUUCCACUACUCCACCUCAGUGUGUGUCCCACAUCACUCCACGCUGCUCCAGGUGAUGAAGGUGGCAAGGAAUGAGAAACCUGACAUCUUUUGUUUCAAGACAAAGAAGACAAGCUGGGGUCCCUAUGUGACCUCCAUUCACGGGCUGCCUGCCAAUGAAACCGAAAGGACCUACUGGCAGUUCUUCAGCUGCUGGAGUCCCCUCCAGGAAGGGGUCGGAACCUACAAGCCGAAAAACUGGGAGCACAUACAGGCCAUCUUCAGCACCUACUGAUGCCACCAAGACAUCCUGGGCCCCGCCAUGGAGCAAUAAACUGCCAUUCCAGCAUGUCCCCGUGUGUGUGUGUGUCCCUGGGAGAAAACACAGUUCACAUCCCUUUUGUCUUCCUUCCUGCUUAAUUCCAUGAGCUCAGCUUCUCUCCUUCUCUUCCCCAGCACCACACACAAGCACAGCCUCACCCAAACUCCAUGGAGUCAUUCCCCUCUGGACAUCAACAGAGCCUUUCUCCAGCA